Pelmatolapia mariae (spotted tilapia) is the source of this 1379-nucleotide messenger RNA. RefSeq names its product fibroblast growth factor 20a (gene fgf20a). Lineage: Eukaryota; Metazoa; Chordata; Actinopteri; Cichliformes; Cichlidae. The record is from RefSeq and is a predicted model, not a curated record. Bases 231 to 905 code for a protein of 224 amino acids. Gene Ontology annotation, cellular component: cytoplasm. The transcript has 3 exons. Gene Ontology annotation, biological process: cell differentiation; regulation of cell migration; positive regulation of protein phosphorylation. Gene Ontology annotation, molecular function: fibroblast growth factor receptor binding; growth factor activity.
GCAAGCGGGGAUGCGUACGCAUCCAACAUCAAGAUAACGCAGGAGUUUAAUCUCAAUUAGAUGCCAGUCUGAUCACACGGAUUUUCUCUGCACGCACGGUCAACUUUUUCCCUUUCUUCGCCUUUCGGCUUGACCUUCGCUCACUUGCUCAUAUAAAGGCUCUCUACCCAUCACUUGGAACUCGACUUGGAGCUCCUACACUGCAAACAGGAUCUGGUGUGUCAUCUGUGAUGGGGGCAGCGGCCGAGGUUGGGAGCUUCGCCAACGGAUUUUUGGACAGCUUUGGUGCCGCUCCGGCUCCCGUUGGCUCUCAGUUUAUUCUCACCCCUGCCGGGGCGGUGGACUACAAUUCGGCGACCGGAUUGAUAAUGGGGGGACAGGGACAACAGCAAGAGCACCUAAUGUCUGCGGAGAGGCUGUCCCGGAGCCUGGCGGACCUCAGCCAUCUGAAGGGGAUUCUGAGGCGGAGGCAGCUGUACUGCAGGACCGGGUUCCACCUGGAGAUUCAUCCUGAUGGCACCGUGCAGGGCACCAGGAAAGACCACAGCAGAUUCGGUAUACUGGAAUUCAUCAGUUUAGCUGUGGGACUCGUCAGCAUCAAAGGGUUGGACAGUGGCCUUUACCUUGCCAUGAACAGCAAGGGAGAAUUGUACGGCUCUGAGAAGCUGUCAGCAGAAUGUGUUUUCAAAGAGCAAUUUGAAGAAAACUGGUACAACACCUACUCCUCUAACAUCUAUCGGCAUGGAGAGAAAGGUUCAUUUUAUUUUGUUGCUUUGAACAAAGAUGGGACGUCCCGUGAUGGAACAAGAUCAAGGAGGCAUCAGAGGUUCACUCACUUCCUACCAAGACCUGUAGAUCCAGAAAGAGUUCCAGAGCUGUACAGAGACAUACUGGGUCAGAGCUGAGGCAGAAUGAAUUAGCUGGUGAAAAGCAAGGUUAAAAGCAGAAGUGCACCCGAAGUCAUCCCCUUAAGGGAAAUGGAUGAUCUUGUUUAUGUGGACAAAAUAGGAUCGUAAAAGUGCACCAGAUCAACACUCCCCACUGCUGGCAUGGAGGAAGGAAAGAAAACCCGACUGGCUGGGGAGUGUGACUGAACAGCAUCAGGGAUCUUCUGUGGAACCUGUGAAGAGCCCCAUGACAGAGACUACUGGGGCUCCACAUAUUUUCACCUUAUCAGCCUAUGCAAAAGCCCUGGUGGCCAAACGGAUGAUCUUUAAAUUUUAUUAAGUUUCACUAAUGAAAUCCAACUAUCUGCUUGCCCAGACUGCAUGUUCAAAAGGACAAAGGUGUGAACUUGAUAGCUGAGAUUAACCACUGGCUGCUAGUAACCUUUUACUGCUGUGUCUUGUCAAUUUUGAUGUUUUGAGUCGACCUUUUAU